GUUUAAACGUGUAUAACGAACGAUAUUAAGUUGUACAACAUGGGUAUGAGAGUCAUUUAAUUGUGAGAGUAUAGUACAGUGAUUACUAUACCUCAGGAACUUGAAUUACACAUUGUUCGUUUGUUUAGUUUGAAUCGAUUGCUUCAGCACCUGGCAUACGUACACUACCGAAAAAAGAAAUAUCGGGCAUAACCACACCAGUGAUUCUAAAGUGCAAAGUACUUUCUAAAUGUGAACUUUGACCACUGAAUUUUUGAUAUCGCUUAUCAGUUUCGUGUCGUUCUAUUGCAGCCCGUCAUUUAUUAUUAAAGCCCGUCAAAACAUUGAAACUUAGUUGUUACUCGUGAAAAUUUAUUCCUUAAAAAGCAAUCAUGCUGAAGACUUUAAAAUCCGUUUUUAUGGCUAUAUUAGUCAAUAUACUGGGAACAUCAUUCAUCGUCUCAGUAUUACUCUAUCUGCGAAAUGCGUUUCAUAACAUACCAAUCGAUGUGCAUCGAUCGAUUGUAAAACGUUCUACACUUGUGCCGCUUUGGUUUGCCAGAUUUGUGUUAAACUUUGCAACUAGUCCGAUCGGUGAGGAACGAAAAUGGACGCAUAAAAUUAAACAGACGGCAUGGAAAGGCGUUUGGAUUGUGCCCAAUCGAAAUUCAUUGAAAGAGGCAGAAGAUGCAGCAUUGAACAGCGAUCUGGUUAUCUUGUAUGCUCAUGGAGGUGGAUACUGUAUGGGUCAUGCUAAAAUGUAUAUGGAAACUUUCCAGUUAAUUAUAAACCAUUUGCGAAGCGAACAUAAUAUUCGAGCGAGUAUCUUGUCAUUAGAAUACAGCCUCAGUCCAGAACAUGUUUGGCCAAAGGCACGUGACGAAGCGAUCGAAUCGUAUCAGUAUUUGACUGAUACUAUCGGUAUUCCAUCAUCGAAAAUCAUUUUUGCGGGCGACAGUGCGGGAGGAAACUUGGUAGCUACAAUGUUAUUAACAAUAAAAAGUCGAGAACAUCUUUCACAGCCAGCGGCCGCUGUUCUACUAUCACCAUGGAUUGAUCUUACAAUAAAUCAGCCCAGCUUUGCCACAUAUCGAAACGAUAUUUUGAGUCGAACACAAAUUGCCAAAUAUGUGCCAUACUACAUUCCGAACUACAAAAAUUUGGACGAAGCAUCCAGGGAUUCGAUGAUACGCAAUCCACUGAUAUCACCAUUGUAUGGGAAUUUCAGUGGUACCUGUCCAAUAUUUCUUGCGUAUGGAGAAAAGGAAUUAUUUAGGACAAGCAUUGAUGCCUUUAAGGUCAACUUAGAGACCCAUCAAUGUAAUUUAACAACAUUGAAAGGAGAUAAUAUGGGCCACGUUUGGCUUGUUUAUAGCUUAAUGGCUCCAUCGAAAAACGUUUAUGAAAGAGAUUGUAAAAUAUUUGUUGAUUGGAUGGCGUCUGUUGUUUGUAAAAAAGAAUAAAAAGGAAUUUGAAACGAAA
Molecule: messenger RNA, 1461 nt
Organism: Bradysia coprophila
Lineage: Eukaryota; Metazoa; Arthropoda; Insecta; Diptera; Sciaridae
Product: acetyl-hydrolase-like
Molecular function (GO): hydrolase activity
Source: RefSeq, a predicted model, not a curated record